GGAGGGAGAGGAAAAAGCAAAGUAAGAAACUUUCUUAUUUUCUUUCUCUUGCUCUCUCUUCUCAACUCGCCGACCUUCUGCAGCUGCAUCAGGGACCAUUGUUUCACUAUGUUUGGAUAUGGGCUCGUCUGUCUGUUUUUACAUCUGGUUGUCUCUGUACCUCAACCACCGUGUCGUCGAUGCUGCGAUCACCUCCCACCACUAGAUGACGCUGCAACACAAAGACAAGGCAUGCCUGCAAUCCCGGAGGUCCGCACGUACAUCAACAUGACCAUUCUCAAAGGUGACAAGGGUGACCGUGGAGAAAGGGGAACUCCUGGAAAGCUUGGGAUCGAGGGAUCCCCAGGACCACGGGGUGCGGAAGGUCCCAAAGGAGCCAAGGGACAAGCCGGAGCUCCGGGUGACUCUUGCAAGUCCCAGCAUUCAGCUUUCUCGGUGGGCCGACGGAAGUCCCUUCAUAGCGUGGAUAACUACCAGGCCCUGAUUUUCGACACCAUCUUCGUAAACAUCCCCGAACACUUUGACAUGUUUUCUGGGAAGUUUCUUUGCCACAUACCAGGUAUCUACUACUUUAACGUGAACAUCCACACGUGGAACUUUAAGGAGACGUAUCUUCACAUCAUGCAGAACGAGAGCGAGAAGGCGAUCGUUUACGCUCAGCCGAGCGACCGAUCCAUCAUGCAGAGUCAGAGCGUGAUGCUACUUCUGAAGGAGGCCGACGAGGUUUGGGUCCGCCUUUACAAACGUGAGCGUGAGAACGCGAUAUACAGCGACGACGUGGACAUUUACAUUACCUUUAAUGGAUACCUCAUCAAACCAGAGACGGAGUGAGAUGACGAAUGGUUGGAAAGUAUGAAAAACUGACAGGUUUAUGAAAGUAGCAGUCAAGCGAUACAAAUUAAAAGGAUGACCUUACUAUAUAUAUUUUUAUGAUGUUUCUAAUCAUCCCAACGUUUUAUAUUACAUUUCAGUGCAUUUAUGCAUUUGUCAAAUGCUUGAUUUACAAUGCAAUUCAAUUUAACAUCUUAUCAGUAUGUGUUUUUCCUGGGAAUUGAACCCAUUACCUUUUGCACUGCUAAUGCAAUACAGUCACACAAUGCAUUGCAAUCUUUAAUUCCUUUUAUUUACCAGUACUAGCCAAUAGGCUUUUGUGUUUAGACUUUUUCAGGUCAGACCGAAUAGCUGGACCUAUGGUUUGUGUCAGGAAAGGGGUUUGGCUGAAUUAUGUUAGUCAUUUAUGUUAUGUUUACAUAGUGUGAGCGACUAUUUGGACAGCACCUUUACUGGCCCCUUCGACCUUUGACAAACAUUACCAGGCGACUUAUGGCACAUACAAAUAUCAUCAUGAAGUAUUUGAACCGGUUCACCUUUCUGAGAUUUAAUAUCUGUAGCGUCAGCGAAUCAAAUAUUAGAUAUUUUCAUUUUCUCUGCUGUUAGUGUUUCUUGGCAAUUGAAGGGAUGUUGUGGGUGCUUGCUAAGUGGUUACACUUCAAAUUAUGGUUUGUUUUCAACCCAUGCAUGGUUGGGUAUGAUAUGGACAUUUUUCCAACCUGGGGUGUACGCACAGGGUCGAACCCAUAUCCUUGAAAAGUAGGGCUGGGUAUUGGCAAGGGCCUCACGGUACGAUACAUAUCACGGUACAAUACGUUGCAUGCUGCGAUACAUUGCAAUGCUUUUUCUUUUUUUAUCAAAAAUGUAAAAAAUAGAGCUGAUUUUUGUUUUACUAUUUUUUUAAAGCCAAAGUGCGUCCACACGAAAGCUGAAGGUGUUUUUACAUUUUUUGCCAUUUUUAACUCCCGCUAACUUCUGAGACAUAGGCGGUAUAGACCCCUUCACGGUUCACGUCACAGGCUGUUCCCACUGCGCCUGUCGGGGUCAGAAAAGUCAUUACAGCAGAUUGAGUUGCGUAUUAUUCGGUAUCGUCAAAAAUGCCUACUUACGUCGUGGGCUGUGAAAAUCGCACCAGGUCUUCUGUUAAGUUUUCGCGAUUCAUGCAGAAUCUCAAAAACAAAAAAAUACAACAUCUGCGUCUGCAAGCAAUUAACGUGCAGACUGGGACAAUGCAAAGAUCAAAGAGGCUUGUGUUUGUAGUGCUCACUUCAUUUGAGGUAAGUCAUCAUUUUUCAGCACUGUUAGAUUAAAUUAUAAAGCCUAAAUUGUAUGAACAGUUCGACCCCGUGCUAUGCGCGCACCCGAUAGUCAUUCAAUGUUUACAAACCUUGAAGGGGUCUAUAUGACAGACAACUGGACAGCGACAACUAUAGCAACGGCGGAGGAGGUCAUUUGACGCACACAAAAUUUUUAAAAUACAGAUAGUAGAGAUUGAAAUAUCGAUACACUAUCGUGGAAAAAAUGAUCACGAUAGUUAGCUGUAUCUAUAUUUUUGCACAGCCUUACUGCAAAGUAUAGUUGUUUUUUUUACAUUGCAACAAAAUGCAGUGCCUCCUCUCAAGGCUACAUACUACAUUCUCCUAUAGGGACAUGCGUGACCUAAGUGUACAAUGUACACAGGUUAUAAAAAUCGGUGGUGCGCAUACAGUACGCGGACCUUCGCAUAUGUGUAAAAAAUAAUUCGGCUUUAAAGUAUACUAAGUGCAUUGCUAUGUAGUUAUUAGGGUUUUCGGGGUGGUUGCUACAUCAGGGCCCACACCCAAUACUCUUCUUCCUUUGAUAUUUCUUUUUUUACCUUCCUCAUUUCUAUGUUGGUUCCUUGUGUCUAGCACACAUCCCCUUAUGGCACAUGAUUUAAAGUAUCAUUCAAGUAUGUAGCACAAAUGACACUAACAUAUUACUUAUCAGAGUCUGUGUCCUCCUAAGAUCUGCAUGCAGUGCAUGUGGGUCUUUUUUAUUGGACACAUGAGAACAUUUUGUUGUGUUAAACAGGAUGUAUGUGGUUUUACUAUUUCGGUUGAGAAAAGCCCACUUGAGAGAGACUUAGAUGAUGGUAAUAAAGAGGAAGAGGAAAGCGACGUUUAUGUCUUGAAAUCACAAGGGGCUGAUGGUAGUGUUGGUAUAAUUGAUCUAGUUAAGAAAUGGUGCUUAAUAAAAUGUAACAAUAAAUGUUACAGAACUUUUUAACAAGGAAAUCAGGUGCUAAACAUCCAAUGCUGUGGCGGCCGGUGACUUCAUUUCCAAAGGGUGCAAAUUCAAAAUACGUGUUUGUUGCGUCAUGUCAUGCGUCUUGUCAAAAUACUUGCACACACGUUGAAAGGGUUUAUGAUAAAAGAGACGGGCUACAUACAUGUUGUGACGAGCUUCGCAUCAUGCGCCUUCGAAAAGGAAGUCUAUGGCCACCACUGAUCCAAUGUUUAUAAUUAUUAUUGACAUCAGGUGCUUAAAGUUACAGACUUGAGUGCAAUGAUUUACUUGUAUUUUUGUUUCUAAAUUAAUAUCUAAAGGAAAUCUAUACAUGGUGCUUUUUGUUUAUGUACUGUAUGUGUUAUGUCUUAUGGAAAUAAAGAAUUGUUUUUAAUGCCACAGUA
Messenger RNA from Misgurnus anguillicaudatus (oriental weatherfish), 3482 nucleotides. It is a transcript of the gene c1qtnf6a, whose product is annotated as C1q and TNF related 6a. The record is from RefSeq and is a predicted model, not a curated record. NCBI's taxonomy places the organism in Eukaryota, Metazoa, Chordata, Actinopteri, Cypriniformes, Cobitidae. Gene Ontology annotation, molecular function: protein binding.